AGCUCGGAACAGUCCGUGUUCAACUGGCUCCGAGUGUGGAAGUGAUUUUCCUUUGCUGACCAACCGACGACUGAACUUUUCGCGCGAUUUUCGAGGUGACGACUUUGGAAAAUUUUCGCUUGGAUGGACACCAAUAAGUGAGUUAAGCCUUCGUCCAGCUGAGGGACUCGAAAUCGAAACCUCCGAAUAAAGAAAAAAAGUGUUUGCAACAGUUUGUGGACGGCUACGACGACUUCUUCGGACUUGGAGGUCGUUGUGUAAUAAACGGCGGCUUAGCAGCUCCUCAGUUGGAGCGAUCGGCGAGUUAGUGAAAUAUAACAUCGCGCAAAUAGUGAAUAAAUUAAGGUUUUUCUUUAAUUGUUUGCUGCUAGCUGUUGGCUUUACGUUGGUCGAUCGAAGUAUUUCUACGGAAUGUGAAAGGUUGUGCACAGCACGUGGUAACGUGGAAAAUCUUUGAACAAAGUGACGAACAUCAAUAAAACACGCUUCUAACUGUAAGUCCCCAAAAGUGCGCCUAAACAUCUGUUAUUUAAUUGGCAUAGAUUGACAAUCUUCAAAAGAAGAUAAAACAACCAAGAUUGCCAAAGAAGAACUAAAAAAACAAGUGUAUAACAGAACAUCCCAUCCAGCACCUGGAAACUGUUGUGUAAUGUGCGUCUGACAAUGUCACGAGCGGUUUAGCAGGCGCGAAGAAGACGCGGCUUAAAUUGUAGGAAAUUACGACAUUAAUUGAAUAGAGGGCUCUGCGGGAAAUACAGUUCGAAUGCGAAUAGUGCUACUCAAGAACGAGAACGGCAGAAGGCUGGUGGUGAAAGCAUCAGCAAACAAAAACCAACGCUCGACAAUUCUCGCCAGUUGACGGCGGAAGAAAGCACUGCCUGCAAAAGAUUCGUCACGCUGUGAAGGAAUUGUAGGUUGUCACACAUUUUGCGCGCGAUGGACUGUUUCAACGGAUGAAUUUGAUGGAUGGUUAUGGUGUAAAGUGAUCUUUCGCGGUGGCUUAUUUUUUUGCGGAGGUGGAAAAAUAUCAUCAACAUUCUCGGCGUGUAGUGAAGUGCGAGAAAAAACUUAUUGAGGCUAAACUUACAAAGAGUUGACCUGAACAGAAAGGCUUGUAAAUUGAACUAAAACACAAUGAAGAUGAAGGAAAGGUUACGUCACGUCGGGUGGUAUGCUUUCAUCAUAGUGGCGGCACAGACAAUUGUCUUCACGCAAUCGGCGGACAGUGGUAGUUCAAGUGCGACCACGGCGGUUCCUGUGAGUUUCCAAAACAGCAUCAGCAACGGCAGCUUCUACAGCACACAUGCCCUUACUUCAGCGGUUACGGCAGCUGCAGCUCUGACAACUGCCAACCGAGGUUCGAUCUCUUCUACGGUGGCGCCUAAAGUCCAACGAAAACGAGGCAGUUCGGGCAAAGUGAGUAAAAAAAGUAUCGUCGUCACCCAGCCCGUCGACAACGUUAACAGCUCGCGCGAAUCACUAUCCCACGAGGGCAGCGAACCGGUGGUGUAUGUCUCGGACACGGCAGGAUACAUUCCAUUAACGUCACUUCAAGCAGCAACCCAUCAACGACUACCGCCCGCUUAUGGAAGCGACAUUGACCCUGCAUGGCGACCUGAUCCCUGGGACCGGGACUACAAUCGGCGACAUCGCUUUAACAAUACGAGAGUACAACAUAUUGAGGCUGAAUGUCAGGAUGAUUACAUGAAAAUCAGAAUUGGUUUCAAUGGCUCCUUCAACGGAUUGUUGUAUUCAUCUGGCUACGCUUACGAUCCGGACUGCAUGUACAUCAAUGGUUCUGGACGGGACUAUUACGAAUUCCUGAUUCAGUUGAACCGCUGCGGUACAUUAGGAAAGAAUGCCAACGGUGACGACAGUCGCAAGAAUCCAACGAAAAACUUCAUGUGGAACACGGUGACGGUGCAGUACAAUCCGUUAAUCGAAGAAGAAUUCGAUGAACACUUUAAGGUCACUUGCGAGUAUGGGUAUGACUUUUGGAAAACCGUAACAUUUCCGUUUCUCGACGUUGAAGUUGCAACCGGAAAUCCCGUAGUAUUUACCUUGAGUCCCCCUGAGUGUUACAUGGAAAUUCGAAACGGAUACGGAACCAAUGGGGCUCGAGUGACCGGUCCAGUACGAGUAGGAGAUCCGUUGACGUUGAUCAUUUACAUGAGAAGCAAAUACGAUGGAUUCGAUAUUGUGGUUAAUGAUUGCUUCGCACACAAUGGAGCCAAUAAAAGGAUUCAGCUGAUUGAUGAGUAUGGAUGUCCCGUGGAUGACAAAUUGAUAUCUCGCUUCCGUGGUAGCUGGUCUGAUGGAGGACUUUACGAAACGCAGGUCUACGCCUACAUGAAAACGUUCCGAUUCACCGGAUCUCCCGCACUGUAUAUUGAAUGCGAUGUCCGAAUGUGCCAUGGCCGCUGUCCAAGCCAACCAUGUCACUGGAGAAAUCUCAAGGGAAUUGCUAAGCGAGACGUUCAACAAGAAACCAACUCCACCUUAUCCGAUAACAUCAGUUUAUUCCAAGCCCUAAGAGUCCUGCAGGAGGAGGAUGACGACGAAAAAAUCAAAAAAGAAGCUGCCACUGUUGCCAGACCACAAGACGCCUCGGAAACGUGCAUGAAGACAUCGUUGUUGUCAGCAAUGCUGGCGACGUGUUGUGUGGUUUUGUGUAUCCUUUCCGGGUCCCUUCUGGCAGCAUGUGCAAAGCUUAGGUAUCGCAAGAAGGAUGAUGGAUUUUUCAACGCUUACGUAGGCCACAAAGCCCAACUGGAUUGAGAGAACUACGCUGGACCUGAAUGAUUUCUUCCCAUUUCUGCACGAAACAGAACGCUCUAUUGAGAAGCAGUUUUACAGACAAAGUAUUGUUACGUAUACAAGUACACAAACACAUGAAAUUCUUCAGACAAUCAUAGUAUCAUAAGGGCGUAAUUGCAGUAGUCAGUUUUCUUUUUGCUGUAAAUUGGAUUGGAAAAUCCAAUGUAAUAAUGGCUUGAAUUUAUCCGAAAUCUUUAAUGAUAAAAUGGAGUAAGGCGCAAGUAAAAAUCAGGCCAAUGUCAAAACCAAAUUGUCAUUAAAACAGAUGAAAAACAAACAACAAAACAAGCACGCUCACAACCGUUUGUCCUAACUUUAGCGAAUCGAGAUAAAGGAAAAUUGUCAUGAGAAUCACAGGAGGCAACAUUGUUGCAACAUUUUCAAACCGUGAUUAGUAAGUUAUUUUGAACAUAAAAUCGAAUUAGUUUUAUGGCUGCUAUUCGAUAAUGUGGCAAUGUUUAGCAAAACAGAGAAAGUUCUUAAAAAUUGCAAUGCAAAGUUUAAAAAAUCCCUAGGCAAGCGGUGAGCGAUCAUUGUCAUAUUCUAUUCAAGUGGU
Molecule: messenger RNA, 3373 nt
Organism: Aedes aegypti (yellow fever mosquito)
Lineage: Eukaryota; Metazoa; Arthropoda; Insecta; Diptera; Culicidae
Exons: 12
Coding region: 1135-2778 (547 amino acids)
Source: RefSeq, a predicted model, not a curated record